This is a messenger RNA of Pygocentrus nattereri (red-bellied piranha), 7418 nucleotides long. It is a transcript of the gene tecpr2, whose product is annotated as tectonin beta-propeller repeat containing 2. The coding region runs from base 181 to 4302 and encodes 1373 amino acids. Gene Ontology annotation, molecular function: protein binding. NCBI's taxonomy places the organism in Eukaryota, Metazoa, Chordata, Actinopteri, Characiformes, Serrasalmidae. The record is from RefSeq and is a predicted model, not a curated record. The transcript has 20 exons.
GGAGAACGUCAACAAGAGCAGACAUGUCUUUGAGUUGUUCCUGUCAUAUGUCAAAACAUUGCUGUCAGACGGAGAAUUUAAUACCGACAUUGCCCUUUUUUGUGCCGUAAUAGGAUAAGCCCUGUGCUUCAGUGAAAGUUGGCUGUGUACACAGGAGGCUCCUUAGGCCAUCACUCAGAAAUGGCGAGCCAGCCACCUUCCGUACCCCUAAGGGAAUUCUGUCCCCUCUACUACCUACUCAAUGCCAUCCCUGCAAAAGUCCAAAAAGGCUUCCGUUCGGUUCUGGUCUACCUCACAGCUUUGGACAGCAACAGUGACUACAUAGCUGUGGGAAGCAGUAUUGGAAUGCUGUAUCUUUACUGCAGACGAGUGAGCCAGAUGAACAAAUACAACUUGGAGGGAAAAUGUGAGGCUAUCACUGUAGUGAAGCUGCUAAGCUGCUUUGAUGAUCUGGUGGCAGUCGGUACGGCAUCUGGCAGAGUUGCUCUCUUUCAGCUGGUGUCACAGCUGCCAGGCAGGAAUAAACAGCUGAGACGGUUUGAUGUUGUGGGCCUGCACAAGAGCACAGUGACAGCUUUAGCAUGGAGUGCCAAUGGCAUGAAGCUCUUCUCUGGCGAUGACAAAGGGAAAGUGGUAUAUUCUGCUGUGGACCUGGACCAGGGUGUGUGUAACCCUGUGGUGGUACUGGAGGAGCCCUCAGCUAUAGUUCAGCUGGAGUAUAGUCAGAAAGUACUUCUGGUUUCUACCUGUCAGCGCUCUCUCCUUUUCUACACCCAAGAGCAGUGUCUACAGCAGCUGGGCACCAAACCAAGAAAAAGCAAUGGAAAGUUCGGUGCUUGCUUUCAGCCUGGCCUGUGUAAGCAAAGUGACCUGCUGGUGUAUGCGGCUCGGCCCGGCUUGCGCCUCUGGAGGACAGAUGUCCGUGGCCGUGUACAGGAGACACAUGUCCUCAAACCCCUCUUCAACCAGGAUGUGCCUCAGUUUGAGCUGUUCCCCCGCUCGGGCCCCACUGGUGCCUACCGGCCUGCAGAAAGGCAGCUGGGGUUGGUCAGCUGUUUCCUGAAGGAGGGCUGGGUGCUUAGCUGGAAUGAGUACAGCGUUUAUAUAUUGGAUUGCACCAAUCAGGUCAUUAUUGGUGGUCUGGAAAGCUGUGGAGACAUAGUGUCUGUGUCAUGUUCAGAAAAUGAAAUCUUCAUUUUGAAAGGAGAUCGAGACAUUAUGCGGAUUUCCAACUGCCCUGAGGGACUCCUCUCCAACAUGUCAGACCUCUCUUUCCGCCUGACCUCCCCUCUUUCCACACCCACCAUCCUGCUUCCUCCAAAUGGCGCUGUGGAGACAGCGCAACCAAUCAGGACCAUGCCCAUUAUAGUGGAACGAGAGUCCGACCCUAGUCCUGUGGAGCGGACUGAGGUGGAGGACUCAGAGGAGGUACAGGAGGAGUUCAGUCAAGCACUGGAGGCACUGGAGGUGGCUGAGGAGGUGGAGAGCCAGCAGAGGAUCUCCCUUGACAUUCGGAGCCGCAGUAGCUCUGUCACCUCUUGGGAAAGCACUCAGGGUGCCUUCACAGCCAGCACCCCAGCUACGGAGGCCUCAGCAUCCGAGCUGUCUUCCAGCCGCUACAGUGCCAUCACCCAGGAGGACUUUCAGCAGGAGCUGGUGGUCAAGCAAGUCAAGCUGAAAAAGAAGGGCAAGAGGAGAAGGCAAGAGAGUGGUAAUCGUGUGAACGAGCGUAGCAGCUGGUCAGAAGGCAUGUUCAGCCAGGAUGGUACGGCCAGCGAUGCCCUGCAGACACCAGUGAGCGAGCCACCCUCGGACCGCACCAGCCUCCUAUGCAGCAGUCUGGACCUCCACAGCAAUGACUCACCUGACCAGGAUGGUUCAAUCUGUGGAGAGCCCUUCAUGUCCCAGAACCUUUCAAAUCUUUCUCAGAGGCAGAAUGAGAACCAAGACCAAGAGCAUAGUCAGAGCCCUGUUAGCCAAGAACCGGACACUCAACCCUCUUUCCCAACAUGUCUCCCUCUACAAGAUAUGGAAUGUCAGGUUUAUGGUGACCCUGCGGAUGCAUUUGUACAGAGUGAACCACAAAUGACUGCUACUCCGGAUGUGGACAUGCUCCUGGAGUGCACAUUCUCGUACGUGCAGACAGCCGAGGAGAAGUCAGUGAUGAAGGAGACAGCUGAUGACGGUCUUGAACUGCUGCGUGAUUUAGAGAUCCAGUCCAAAGAGCAUUUAGACAAAGACUUUGACUUUGACUUGGACUUACCAUAUGACCCAAUUAGGCCUCUGGCCUCUUCACCAGAACCAGAGCCUGAGCCAUCGCCCUCUAGUGAUGAGGAGGACAUAUAUGCGCAUGGCAUGCCAUCCAGUACUAGUCUAAGUGAUGGACUCAGCGCUCUGAGCCUUCAAGGUUAUUCGUCUAAUCAGAUAGAGCAGGAUGAGACACGACUCCACAAAGCAGACCUGCUGGCUGAGAGCUGGAUGGGCUACAGCGGGCCAGGCAGUGGCAUUCACAGCCUAAUGGUGACUGACCGGCAUGUGUGGUGCUUGGACUUUAAAGGAGGUCUGUACUGCAGCGGACUCCCCAAUGGCAGCCUGAGUUGGCAGAAGUUUGAGGAGAACGUCCAGCAGGUGGCGCUGUCCCCUUCAGGCUCUUUGCUGUGGAAGGUGGAACAGAAGACCAUGACAGCCUAUGCCUGCGGUAAAGUCACCAUCAAAGGCAAGAGGCACUGGUACAAAGCCCUGGAUGAGACAGCCUUUGUGGCACUCAGUGACGACACAGCCUGGAUCAUCCGCACUAGUGGAGACCUUUAUCUCCAGACAGGGCUCAGUGUGGACAGACCAUGUGCACGGGCGGUAAAAGUGGACUGCCCCUGCCCCAUGGCUCAGAUGGCGGCACAGGGCAGCGUUGUGUGGGCACUCAGUGAGCAGAGGGCUUUGUUCUACAGAGAGGGCCUCAGCAGCUACUGUGCAGAAGGGGAGCAGUGGAAGUACGACAAAGUCAGUGAGAAUCAGGGUCUGGAGCCCAUCUGUAUUGCUUUGGGUGAGAACAACACACUAUGGGCUUUGGACACCAGCGGCAGCCUGUGGUUCAGAACCGGGAUCACACCAAAGAAGCCUCAGGGCGAGGAUGAGCACUGGUGGCAGGUGAACAUCACGGACUAUGUGGUGUUCGAACAGGGUGGCCUGUUCCAGACAUUGAUCCAGGCUACACAAAGCGUUGCUACAGCCACAAAGGCCCCUGUGGAGCGGGUGGCUGAGCGGCUGCGUGUGGCCUUCCUCUCGCAGCAUUCCCAGUGCCAGCCCAGCCUGGUCAGUGCCAACAGCAGCGGGGUGUGGAUCGCCUCGGGACGCAAUGACUUCCAUGUAGCCAAGGGCAGCCUUGUCGGGACAUAUUGGAGGACUGUCGUGCCUAGAGGAACAGCAUCUGCUACUAAAUGGGCCUUUGUGUUUUCCUCAGCCGUUCCAAGCAAAGAGGGGAGUUUACUGUGGCUGGGUCAGAGCAGGAAAGACCUGUUCUGCGUUUGGGACCAAGACCUCCAGAUGCGGCCCCUCACUAUCCAGCUCCCCCCAGAUGUGGAGAUGAUCCAGCUCUCUGCCUGCCGGGACGCUCUAUGGGGCCUGGAUCAUCAUGGCCGUGUCCAUAUUCGCACGUUGUCAGCCAGCUGUCCCACUGGCAUGCACUGGACACCCCUGGACCUCAGCCAGCUUGGGCACGUGAGGCUUCUGAGUUUUUCCUGCGGGAGUCAGAACGUGUGGGCGUGUGAUGCCAAUGGCUUGGUGUAUUUCCGAGUGGGAACGCAACCUCUAAACCCCAGCAUGAUGCUCCCAGCCUGGAUCUGCAUUGAGCCCCCUGAGCAGCCUGUUGGUGUGCACUUGGUGAGGAUUCAGACCAGUCCUAAUGACCGCAUGCUGUGGGCUUUAGACAGCCGGGGUAACGUACAUGUGCGCACCGGCAUCACUGAUGAGAUGCCAGUAGGAACAGCCUGGGAGCACAUUCCCGGGCUGCAAGCCAGUCAGCUGGUGCUAAGCACAAGAACUGCCUGGGUGCGCUGUCCUAAUGGCGAGGUGGCCAGGCGAUAUGGAAUUUCAGAAAAGAACCCAGCUGGGGACUACUGGAAAAAGAUUCCAGGUCUGGUCAACUGGCUAGCCGUGACUCCCAUGGAUGAGCUAUGGGCUGUUACCCCUGCUGGUGUUCUUACACAGCGGCUCACAAAGACCCUACCGCACAACGCUGGCAAAAACUAUGGCAACACAGGCUCUCUCAGUGGGGAGGAGCUUGAAGAGGAGUGGGAGGUGAUUUAGACACUUUGAUUGAAACAAUUCAGUAUUAACUGUUCUUGUAAAAAAAAAAAAAAAACAGUUCAGUUUUGUUUGCUAGUGGGCACUUUACUCUUUUUGUUUUUAACCUGUGUACAGAAGCAAAGGGAUCGAGUGCAUGGAGUUGUACAGUGCUGUAAAACUUUGGAAAGUUGAAUUUAGCAAAACAGGCUCAACAGGGUCAGUUGUUUUACUGUCUCAGUGCACCUUGUGACCAGACUUUUUGUUUCAUUAGCUUGUUUGCACCAAACCCCUAUUUAUUUUUUUAAUGUAAACUAGCAAGAUUCAUUUUGUUUAUGUUUUUCAAGAUACUGAAAAGGCCUGGUUGGUACCCCAGUGCACUUAGUGAAAAGUUUAAUGUGAGUUAUUAUCUACUGAAUUUUAUCUGUCACAACCAGGAUCCAUGUUUACUAAAUGUGUCACAGUAAGGUUGCUUAUCUAGAAUCAGAUUUGGUUGCCAACAUGUAUUUGUUAUAAGGUCAGAGACAAAAAUGAUUCAAGAUGAGCACUCUUAUCUGAGAAGCUGGUAUAUAUGGCUCCUGGUUUACAUUAGAAGAUAUUUGCAAAGCAAGGCUGUUUAAGGGAUUCAGACUAAAAUCUGGCCUUUAACGAAGGUAGGGAAAGCGGGGUUGUUUGUAAAUAACACUAGUUAAAUACUUGAUUUGAGUGAAGUCAUGUUAGUGUUUGGCACAUAUCUGCACUUGUGUCAAAUAGAGAGCAUGGUCUUUUACCUCCAUGUUCACCCAGAUAGCGUUAUAAAUUGGAGUUUGUAUGGUAGUAUGAAACUGACAAGAACGGUUCAACUCUUACAUUGUAAAAAGAUAAGUUUGCUAUCAUAUGAUUUAAAAAAAAAAUGAAAACAGUUACAAUAUAUCUGCAGCUUUCAGAGAAUGCGCUUACGCGAAACAGUUACAGCACAUGAGGCCUUGUUCACGUCCCGGAACAUGCCAUCCUGAAUUCAGUGAAUUGAUGAUCCACAGCCUGCAUAGCAACCGGAGACGUCACCAUGGUGCUCAGAGAACCACCUAGCUAAAUACGUUUACAAUAGCAAGUAAGAUGAGCUAACCCAUCCACUGACUACAGCCUCUCCUGUGGAUACAAAGUCAAAACAGAAACAGGAUCAGCUUUGGAAUAAAGCUUAAGCUAAAGCCAUGUUAACACAGAAGCAAAAUCACUGGGGUCUUUGGUCAUUUGUACUAACUUGAUCAUCUUUGGUGUGCCAUUCUGACAAGACUGAUGUCUGGAUAUGACUGGAUAUGUCUAUCAAACGCUCACCUGCCACGAGAAACCUUGUAGAUCCACCUUGCUGGUGUACAGAGACUGUGGCCAAUCUGCUGUACUGCAUAAUCUUUGUCAGCUUCUAGUCCUUCAUCAGUGACCACAGAUUUUUGAAUGAUGGACUGUUUAACUUAAUAAUAAUAAUAAUAAUAAUAUCUGUUCAACAUUGGUCAUGUGGUAAGAAACUACAUGCAGCAUUAUGUAACUGUAUUACUGUAUUGUGGACCUGUAACAUAGGUGGACCAAAUAAAGUGUCAAGUGGAAGUACACUGGGUUUCUAAUGAAGUACAGGGUGAGUUUGUAAAUGAAGUUUACUGUAGUGUUCAUACAUGAUUAUAAUGUCAGGGAAUUUUUGUUGUUCUUUCAAUAUUAUUACCACUGACAUUGAUAAAUAUUCACCCAAGAAAUGUCCACACGAAACCGUUCACACAGGACUGUCUGAACAUGAUCAACAUUGGUAAUAAGAACAGAGAACCCCAGUAAUUUUAAUCCUAUAUGAAUAGGACUUAAAGGGAAAUUCCACUGAAGUUUUUGUGUAAUUUAAUCGUUGACAUGUAAACAAAAUUCUCCAGAGUGGUUUGAGAAACUGAGAAACUUGCAAAGUAAUGUUUUCUUUACAGUGGUGGUGAUGGUGGUGGUGAAGAUCACAUAAAUAUAUUGAUUUUAUUUAAUAUCUGAAACAACCAGCGAAUCUGCACAGCUUGAAAGUUUUAUUCUGUGAUGUUGAUGCUGGUAAAAUAGUGUAAAUGUGAAGAUGACACGUUCCUUAAAGGGCCCAUAUCCUACAUUUUUCUUGAUUUUUUUCCAACUAAAGUUCACGUAUGACGUGUUUUUAUUUACCACCACAGUCUUGACCAUGACAAUUUUCCAACAUCUACAUAUUUGUAACCAUGUUCAUGUAAUAAAGUUCUGUGAGGAAGCUUUUAGAGGCAUAAAUUACCUUGGAUGUCUGGUUCCUAUCAACACCAAUGUGAACAAAUUUGACUUCACGUUUCUCUACAAUCAAAUCGCGGUCAAUGACUGUCUACAUCUCAACCCUUUACUUAUACAAAUCUUGGUGAUAUUUCCUUUUAAGACAUGCUUACAUAGAUAUUCAUGUACCUGCUGUUUGUCAGUUUAAGCAACAUCUGUGCAGGACAGUAGAAAGGGGAUGGAGAGGGGCAUUUUUUGGCUCUUUUCUUCAUAUAUUCUGUUCAGUAAUUUGGUUCAUUUUUUGCAGUAGGCGUAUUAGUGCUAUUGAAAGUCUUUGACUCCACACUUUUAAGCUGCUUUGUUGACAGAAGCUGUCAUAGUCUGUUUUCAGUGAACUGUAUUUUAAUGCUAAUGCAUUUUUCAUGUAACUCGGUAUAGAGAAUGCAUCUUAUUAAUGAAUGAAUAAGUGUAUCGUAGCUAAUUUAAUAUGAGGCCAAAAUAAUGGUCUGACAUUUGAUAAUCUGCCCUUUUCUUCCAAGCCUCUGACUUUGACUCAUCUGUGAACUCCCCUUUAUGUAUUGGACUACAAACACCUCAGAAAUGUCAUUAUGCAAUUAGCAAGUAGAAAUGAUCAUACCAGUGUACUGAUUUCUUUUGUUCACUGUUGUUUUUUUCCUUUUACAUGUGAAACUUUGCCUUUAAUUUAGUAAUUCAGGGGGUUACCCUGCUCCUCUUCUCUGACCACAAUACUGUUGCUGACAGUAAAACAGUAAGCUCUUUUGGACUUGCCUCAGAGCAGCGACACUACGUCUGUGUGAUUUGCCUGAUAUCAUUAACCAUGCUUUUACAUCAGUGUAUUUAUUUCAUGCAUAGUCUAUACAAAACUUCCAAAAUAAAAAGUUUACAACAAA